AUGACUGAGUUGCACCAGGCAGCAGCCGCAGGACACUAUGAUGAGCUCGAGGAGCUCCUGAGGGAGCAGCGAUGCGACCCAAACCAGAGAGACGUCGACUGGAGCCACAAGACUGCUCUCCACUGGGCUGCAGCCAAAGGGCACACAGAAUCGGUGAGGAUCCUCCUAGAGCACGGGGCCCGGCCGUGCCUGAGGACAGUGAAUGGAUGGACUCCUGCACAUUACGCCGCGGAGUCCGGCCACCUCGUUGUACUGCGGCUGCUGCACUCCCUCCACGCGCCCGUCGACAAGGAGGACUUCAGUGGAGACAAACCAGCACGGAUAGCCGAAAUAUACGGACACCACGACUGCGUUGUGUUCCUUAAAAAAGCAGAGAUCGAAGCCCAGGCCUACCGCGAGAUGGCAGCUCAGAGAGGGAUUUCCAUUGAUGAAACAGAUGAGGAGUGGGAACAACGGCGCACAGAAAAUGAAGAAAACAAGAUCAGCAACAUUCAGACAUAAGUCUACACCACUUUCUUCCUUCUCCACAAAGAGAAGAGGCCUUUGGUUGAACCCUCUUCUGUGGCCAUUCACUGCUAAAAUAUCAAUUAAAAACAUCUCAUGCAGUAUUAUUUUGGACUGAAACUCGCACAUAGUGGCUGACAAAAGAGACGGACUGGCACUGACAAGACUGUAGACCAAAUAUUAAUAUAGUACAGCAAGAACUCAGCUGAAAACUCAACAGAUGUUAGAAAUCUAUACAGUGGAUUCAACUAAAAUCAUCAGCCAGGAACCAUAUAAGUUUAAGAUGAUAUUCACUUGUUAAUUGAGUUAAGAUUGACAGUGGUUUUCGUGUUGGUAUUGCUGCUGGAAAAGGAGCCGUUGGUGCCCUGCAAAACAAUGUGUAAAAUCAAUUCACGGUCACUGCGGUAACUUACACAG
Salarias fasciatus (jewelled blenny) is the source of this 921-nucleotide messenger RNA. It is a transcript of the gene ankrd66, whose product is annotated as ankyrin repeat domain 66. Lineage: Eukaryota; Metazoa; Chordata; Actinopteri; Blenniiformes; Blenniidae. The coding region runs from base 1 to 501 and encodes 166 amino acids. The transcript has 3 exons. The record is from RefSeq and is a predicted model, not a curated record. Gene Ontology annotation, molecular function: protein binding.